UUUCUAAUGAAACUCCGUUCUCAGCCCCAAAAAAAUAAAAAAAAAUGGUUAGAUACGGUCUCAACUUUGUAUAAAUAGUAUUUUCAAGAAAUUUGAUAAAUGUUAUUAUAAGCGGCACCGCAGUGCUGAUGUGGCACAAUUUUGAGAGCACUUCUAAAUUCACUAAAUACCCACAGGCGCACCAAAUGUAGAAUGGUCUUUUAAAAGCCUUCCUGGCGUAGGCGUGACUCAUCAUGACCCAUUGCUGGCGAAUAGUUAAAAAGGGAGUGCCCAACAAAAAGCAAAAGGAAAGGGAGGCUGCGAUAGAACACACACUCUUGCUUGUCUCAACUUUCCUCUCUCUCUCUCUCUCUCUCUCUGUCUGUCUCUGUGUCUAUGUAGGGAUUGCGGAGUAGCCAGCAGCCACACCACACAUUCACCCAAUCCAUCUCAACGCUAUGGAUUGAUCGUUUUCUCGGCGAAAUUCUCAAUUUCUGACCCAAUUGCUCGGUAUAUCUCUCUCAAUUACUUUCGGCUCGCUUAGAUAUUUGUUUGGUUAUUGCUUUGUACUCAGAUCGGGGUCGUUUGUUUCCUCGGAAAAUAUCUCCAUUUUCUUGCGGAAUUGGUCAAAUUUUCGUUGGUCGGAUAAAGGGUAGGAAUUUUUUCUCUUUUUCCUUUUUUGUGUGUCGGGCUCGAUUUUGUGAGGAAAUUUUUUUCCGCGGAAGCGAAAUGGGUAGUUUGCAGGAUUUGGGGAAUUUCUUCUGCUUUUCGUAGCAUUUCGUAGCAGGGAAGUUGGAAGGGGCUCACAUCGGUCCAAAUCCACCUAGCCCAUUAUGGACUUGGGAGCCUAUUUUGUACGACAUCAUUCAGUGCGUCGUAUCCAAAGCUCAGCGCUGUGCUGCUUUUUUGUAUUUUUUGUAUUUUAUUUUUCCCUCCAAAUUCACAUUUUUGGAUGUGCUUUUCAAAAUUUCAGAAAUUAUUCUCUGUGUAAUCUAUCUACUCCGAAACAGAUGAAGAUCGCCGAGAUAUCGUCGCCGGACCACCGGCAAGGCCACCAUGACUCUCAAUUUCAGCAGCAACAUCAUCUUCAUCUCGUCUCUCAAAUCGAGUCCUCAAUCAAGCAAGCCGAAAACCUCUCGCCGGGAAAGCCAUUACCGGUAACAAUCUCCGAUGAUCUCAGAAAAUACCUUAAUCAGCUUAGCCAACUCGCUCCCUUCCCGAACUCCCUCAAGCUCCUCGUAUGGAAGCUCAGCUAUCGCCUCUGGAACGCCUGCGUCGACCUCUCCAAUGCUGCUUCCAUCCGUUCUCGUUAUCCCUCCUCCUCUUCAUCCUCCAGGAAAGAUUCCACCGAAGAGCAUGCCAAGCUCCGCCAUAUCGCCGCCGACCUACUAGCUGUCGCCGGCGGAGUGAGCGGUGUUCCUUCUCCGGUGAUCAAGUCCGCCUCGUUCUACCACAAGACCGGAUUGAUCUGGCAUGAGCUUCGGAACUUUGAUCUUGCUUCUACCUGCUUCGAGAAAGCCACGGAUCUGGUAUCGAAUUUCGAUCUCAACACGAUCACGGAUGCCGGGGAGAGAAAACUGCUGCUGGAUUUGAGCAUUGCUAGGUCUCGAACCGCAUGGGAAAUCUCGGACCAGAAUCUUGCGAUGACGUUGCUGAACCGGGCGCGGACCUUGCUAUUCGGUUUGGCGGAACACUACAAAGCGCUCGCGAGCCAGUACAUGAUGUUCGGGAAGAGCGUGCUGGCCAAGAGUGAGAGUGGUGGCCUGAGCGAAGCUUUGAGACUGAUGAACGAGGCUCUGGAUUUGUACGAGAAAGGAUUGCAUGCGGCGAGAACACGGGAAGAGAUGCAUGAGCUUAAGGAUUUGAGAUCAAAGACGCUUCGGUUCGUCUCAGCCAUUCAUCUGCAGAUGGGUGAGUACGAGAGCGUAAUCAAGUGCGUGAAGGUGUUGAGAGAUGGUGACAGUGGGGAACACCACCAUCCAAGCCUUCCCGUGCUGGCCAUGAAAGGAUGGUUGGGGUUAGGGAGGUUCAUGGAGGCGGAGAAGGAGCUAAGGGGCAUGGUGGUAAAUAAGGGGAUUCCGGAGGGCGUUUGGGUAUCAGCGGUAGAGGCUUACUUUCAGGCAGCUGGGACGGCCGGAGCAGAGACGGCGAAGGGGGUGUUCCUGGGGCUGUUGGGGCGGUGCCACAUCAGUGCCAGCGCCGCCGUGAGGGUCGCCCACAAGGUGGUUGGGGAUGGUGGAAGUGGCGGUGAGGGGGCGAGGGUGAGGGCCAAAGUGGUGGCGGAAAUCGUGUCGGAUGAGAGGGUCGUAGCACUCUUCUCCGGCGAGGCAGCCGGGAAGCAGAGGGUGGCUAUGCAUGCUCUACUAUGGAAUUGCGCUGCAGAUCAUUUUCGAUCCAAAGACUAUGAAACAAGUGCUGAGAUUUUCGAAAAAUCAAUGCUUUAUGUUCCAUAUGAUUCAGAGAAUAGUAUACUCCGAGCCAAGGGCUUCAGAGUUUUGUGUCUCUGCCACCUUGGUCUCUCUCAACUUGAUCAAGCUCAAGAAUACAUCAAUGAGGCAGAAAAGCUUGAACCCAACAUUACUGCUGCCUUCCUGAAGUUAAAGAUCUAUCUGCAGAAGAACGACAAGAAUAGUUCAAUUAAUCAGAUUCAAGCAAUGACAACUUGCCUUGAUUUUAGUCUAGACUUUCUCUCCCUUGCGGCGCAUGAAGCUGUAGCUUGCCGUGCUCUUACUGUUGCUGUUGCUGCUCUAUCUAGUCUCCUUAACUUUUAUGCCAAUGGAAAAUCCAUGCCAACACCAGAAGUUGUAGUUCUACGUGCCUUGAUUACAAUCCUAACUCAAGAGCCUGGCAAUGAACUGGAAGUUUUCAAGUUUGUUAAAUGGGCUUAUAAUCGUGCAUCUGAGGUUGGCUCUGAUUGCUUCUUUGGGAAAGGUGAGGUUGGAAGACGGGAAAGGAAUUGGUUUGCGGUGACUUCAUGGAACUUAGGGACAAAAACUGGGAUGGAGAGGAAUUUUGAGUUAUGUUCCCAUUUCAUGAAAUUGGCAUCCAAAUUUUAUGGAUUUCUGGCUGAUUCGGAAGUAGAAGAAAACAGUAUCAUGGUUUGCAAGUCGUUGAUAGUGACUGUAUCUGCCAUGAUUGCUUCAGAGAAUCAGAAAAAUGCUGCAUUGUCUGACAGUGAAGUAAAACAAGUUAUCGAAUUGCUAGAUAGAGCAGGGAAGAUACUGAAGACAAACUCAACAGGAACUCGGCUUAAUGAUGAUCAAGCUAGCAACAUUGAGCCCGAUCUCUUCUUCAUAUACACCUUCUGCGCCUAUGAAAUACAAGGACGGCUCAACGAUUUAGGAUCACAAUUAGUCCUUGUGAAGGGCUUCGCCAGUUCAAAGGUGUGCAACCCCAGAUACCUCCUUCAGAUUGGCCUCCGCGCCUCACAGGGUCCAUGGCCAAAUUACGAAAUAGCCACUUUUGCUCUAAAUGAGUGCCUUUCAGCUCUUCUUUCAUCACCAUCCCCGGAUUACCAAAAUGUGGCUCUCAUUGUCCGGAAGCUCAUUGUAAUAGCCAGCAUACGCAAGGGUGAAACAGAUGAUGAAGCAUUGCAUGCAAUGUACAAGCAAGCGUACCGAGUAAUGGUUGGUUUGAAGGACGGUGAGUAUCCCAUUGAAGAGGGAAAAUGGCUAGCCACGACGGCUUGGAACAGGGCAGCACUGCCAAUGCGGUUAGGUCAGAUUGAUGUGGGAAAGAAAUGGAUGAAUACUGGUCUGGAACUUGCUAAGCAAGUUCCUAGUAUGGAGACUUGCAGGCUAUCCAUGGAGGAUUUUGUUGGUGGCUUGGGGAAGGAAUUUUGUGUGCAAAAUGAUGGCGACAACAGGUCUCAGCUCACUGUAUGAAUCUAUAAAUGUACAGGACAUUAGCGAUUCGUAUCUUUUAAUAGGAAAGAAGAAGCUAAUGAAGGAAAAAAAAAAAAAAAAAAAAAAAAAAAAAAAAAAAAAAAAAAAAAAAGGGAAAAAAAAACGUUCUUAUCGUAUAAGGAUUUUUUUUUUUUUAAUUCAUUUUUCUCCUAUGAGAUUAGCCAUAAAAAUACACAGUCAGCGAGAGUUUGAAUUUUCUUCA
This is a messenger RNA of Ziziphus jujuba (common jujube), 4086 nucleotides long. RefSeq names its product TPR repeat-containing protein ZIP4-like. The record is from RefSeq and is a predicted model, not a curated record. Gene Ontology annotation, biological process: meiotic cell cycle; regulation of synaptonemal complex assembly. The coding region runs from base 813 to 3863 and encodes 1016 amino acids. Lineage: Eukaryota; Viridiplantae; Streptophyta; Magnoliopsida; Rosales; Rhamnaceae. The transcript has 5 exons. Gene Ontology annotation, molecular function: protein binding.